UGCCAGUGCCACGCACAGUUCGCGCAUCAAAGGCGAAGGAAUUACAACAAGUCCAAUGGGAGCGGAUCAUAACGGCGUCUCGGCGCUCGGCCUUGUCCUGGCCGUGGCGGCCGCGCUGCUGGCGUGCCAGUGCGCGGCACAGGUGCCGGCGCCGGCGCCGGCUCCAUCUGGUGGCAGCGGGGGCUCUGGCUGCAUGCCGGAGCUCGUCAGCCUUUCCCCGUGCAUGGCCUACAUGUCGGGCAACGCGACGGCGCCCGGGGAGCCGUGCUGCGCGGCGGUGUCCGGCGUGCUGCGGUCCAGCCCGAAAUGCCUCUGCGCGGUGCUCGGCGGCACGGCGGCCACGCUCGGCGUGGCCCUGGACGGCGCCCGCGCGCUGCAGAUGCCCGCGGCGUGCAGGGUCCAGGCCCCGCCCGCCAGCCAGUGCGACUCCAUGGGUGUUCCCAUGUCUUCUCCGGCGACGCCCUACGACCCGGAGGCUACGCCUGCAGGGUCUGGAUCCAAGGCCACUCCGACGCCUCAGUACUCCCUCGGGAAUGUCGACAGAGCAGGAAGGAGAAGUCUGGCCUUCGUCGUCGCCGUCGUAGCAAUAGCUCUGAUUCGUACACCCUGACACCUGUUGGAUUGGCCACGGGGCCUGUAUCUGACGCAGCAGAGGCAGAGACCCCGUUAAACUUGAAUGAAUGUUUGUUUAGCAAGCCUUGAAUGAACAGUUUUACUAAGUACUGAUACUGACAAAAUGGAUGCUAUUUUCCUUUGA
Messenger RNA from Aegilops tauschii subsp. strangulata, 757 nucleotides. Its product is annotated as non-specific lipid transfer protein GPI-anchored 15. NCBI's taxonomy places the organism in Eukaryota, Viridiplantae, Streptophyta, Magnoliopsida, Poales, Poaceae. The record is from RefSeq and is a predicted model, not a curated record.